Molecule: messenger RNA, 3241 nt
Organism: Oryza brachyantha (malo sina)
Lineage: Eukaryota; Viridiplantae; Streptophyta; Magnoliopsida; Poales; Poaceae
Product: nuclear poly(A) polymerase 4-like
Exons: 10
Coding region: 290-2332 (680 amino acids)
Cellular component (GO): nucleus
Molecular function (GO): RNA binding; poly(A) RNA polymerase activity
Source: RefSeq, a predicted model, not a curated record
UUGGGCCUUCACCGGAAAAAGAAAAUCUGGCACGCGCAAUCAUCGUGUCGUGCAGCCUUUGCACCGCCGCCUCCGCCGCCGCCGGCCGCCUCUCCCGCUCCCUCUCCUCCCCUCCCCCCCGCCGGUGCUCUGUCUCCGUGUAGCCCACCAGCGCGAAUCGUGACCCGGACGAACUCGCUCGCUCGCGGCGGGGAAUGCGGGAUAGCCAGCCCGGGUUAGGGUUCCGCCGUCCGGUUUCCAUGCGCUUGUAGCUGGCUGCUAGGGUUUUUUGUUUUUGGGGGUUGGUUCAAUGGCGGGAUCUUUCGGCGCCGUGGGCAGGGGGAGAUCCCGGUCGUCCCUGAAGCGGCACGGCGGCGCGGAUCCGCCGUUAUCUCUGGCCAUGCCCACCGUCGCCGACCUCCACAAGACGGCCGAGCUGGAGAAGUUCUUGGUUGAAGCCGGCCUUUAUGAAGGGGAAGAGGAGUCCGCGAAACGGGAGGAUGUGCUACGGGAGAUUGAUCAUAUAGUCAAGGAAUGGGUGAAGCAGUUAACUAUUCAGAAAGGAUACGGUGAGAACAUGGUUAAAGAGGCAAAUGCAGUCCUUUUCACAUUUGGGUCAUACCGACUUGGGGUUCAUGGGCCUGGAGCAGACAUUGAUGCCCUAUGUAUUGGACCCUCAUAUGUUAAGCGAGAGGAGGACUUUUUUGUCACGCUACAUGGUGCAUUAGCAGACAUGGAAGAAGUGACUGAACUACAACCUGUACCUGAUGCUCAUGUACCAGUUAUGAAAUUCAAGUUUCAUGGGAUACCAAUUGACCUCCUCUAUGCCAGUAUAUCUCUUCUAGUAAUACCGCCAGAUUUUGACAUCUCUCAAGGAUCUGUACUUUGUGACGUUGAUGAAGCAACUGUUCGAUGUCUUAAUGGGUGCAGGGUGGCUGACCAGAUUCUUCGGCUAGUUCCAAAUGCGGAGAUAUUUCGGAAAACACUCAGAUGUUUGAAGUACUGGGCACAGAGAAGGGGAGUUUAUUCUAAUGUUACUGGUUUGCUGGGGGGUGUCAGCUGGGCCCUAUUGGUUGCUCGUGUCUGCCAACUUUAUCCCAAUGCUGUGCCAAGUAUGCUGGUUUCAAGAUUCUUCAGAGUUUUCACCCAGUGGCAGUGGCCAAAUCCUGUGAUGCUUUGUACGAUUGAGAAUGAUGAAAACCUUGGCUUUUCUGUGUGGGAUCCACGUAAGAAUCCUCGUGAUAGAUCGCAUGUUAUGCCUAUCAUCACGCCAGCAUAUCCAUGCAUGAACUCUAGCUACAAUGUUUCAACUAGCACAUUGAGGGUUAUCAUGGAACAAUUUCAGUUUGGCAAUAAGAUUUGUCAGGAAAUUGAGCUUAAUAAGGCCAGCUGGAGUGCUUUGUUUGAGCCUUUCCAAUUUUUUGAGGCAUAUACAAGAUAUCUAGUGGUUGACAUUGUUGCAGAUGAUGAAGACGAUCUUCGACUUUGGAAGGGAUGGAUUGAAUCUCGAUUAAGACAGCUAACUCUAAAGAUUGAGCGAGAUACUAAAGGGAUUCUGCAAUGCCAUCCUAACCCAUGUGAGUAUGCAGAUCCUUCAAUAAAGUGUGCUCACUGUGCCUUCUUCAUGGGCUUAUCAAGAAAAGAGGGAAUGAAAAUACGUGGUCAAAAAUUUGAUAUUCGUGGAACAGUAGAUGAGUUCAUGCAUGAAAUUGGAAUGUAUACAUCGUGGAAAUCCGGGAUGGAUCUAGCUGUUACUCAUGUCCGUAAGAAGGAGAUCCCCUCUUAUGUAUUUGAACAGGGUUGCCAGAAACCUUGUCCACCAACACCAAUACAUGCAGACCAGCAAGACCAGUCUGAUAAAACUGACACUGAAGUUUGCACAGCAGCUGUAUCUCUUGCAGGUCAGCUUAAGAGAAAGUAUGAUUCUGUUGGAGGUGGUGAUACUGAGUCAUGCAAAUAUUUUAGAAUGGCUUCAGUUAGCCCAGCUUGUGAGGAAACUUCAACUCAGUUGCAUGAUGAUGCAAAUUUUGGACUGAUUAAUUGCUCAACUUCACCACAUGAAUCUCAGGAGUCCUCCGUAUCAGGCAGCAGCUGUGCAGCCAUUGGCGCUCAUGGUUUGGUUGAUGAAACUAGCAUACCUGUCAGCUUGAUACCCAAUGUUGAAAAUGAUCGAACUCGAACAAAUUUAGACCAGAUACCUUCUCAACGUGUGGUUGAGAAGGAUGAAAGAAAGCUAGAAGGAAUUGAAAGCUUGGCAAGCAGCAACUGUACUGAAUUUAUGGAGGUUGCCGAAGUGGUCAUGGGGGUGGUCCUUACUGAGAAUGUUCAAUUAAGUGGAGAUGAAGUGAUUUGAAGUGGCCUUCCAAAUGGAGGUUUUGUUUUCUGUGCACCCACUCCGUACUGUGUUUAUCCUUUCAUUGCUUGCUUUUUAAACUGUUUGAUCUAUAUGUGAAAGUAUUGUAUUGAAUUGCUUUGUAAAGAUCAUGCAGGUGUGGAACCCGACGUGUCCCAGGUUUGAAACAUUCUCGAGGCAUGUCUUGUGCUCAUAUAUCCUUCUAAUUUAACAUUUAAAAUGCUCUUCUCUUGUCUAUCCUAUUUUGCUUGGCACCAUUUAUGCUAUGGGCAUAGCUUGACUGUCAUGAACUGAUCAACUGGUGAGCAGAUGAAGAGAACAACCAUGCUUGACAUAGAAAAUGCUUUGUCACAGAUUUUGUCAGGAGAGGAGACUUAAAAAAAAGCUGGGGCUCAAAUCUUCAUCAAAUUAUACGCGGAAAGAAAAACAAUGCCUUUUGAUUGCUUUCAGGAUAAGAGAAGCUUUGGAUUUGGGAACCAUGGAAGCUCAAAAUAUGAAAAAGGUGUUAGGGCAGGGUCUACACUCUUGAGGGUUAUUCUUGUGGUUGUGAGUGAAACUGGGCAGGCAUCACUGUAGCUUUAUACAGAUAAUGGAGUCCCUUGCCUUAGCUGCUAGAUAUAGGGCAGUAUAUCAGUUAGUUGAAAGAAUUCAAUGAAAUGUAGAACGUAGUUAGUUUUGGUUAUUGAUUUUCCCCGUGUCCUCUCACCUGUAACAUGAUAAAAUUGAAGUGAAAACAAUUUGGGCAAAGUUUGGAAGGUAGAAAUCAAGUUUCCCUUGAAAUUGCAAGCAGUAGGACAGUCCGGGCUGGAGCAGGGUGAUCCGGACUAAGUGAGGACAUCACAGUCCGAGUGAUGCAUGUAAAGAUAUCUUUUUUUACUGAAGCUAAUGAAAAUAUCUUGGCAAUCCAUU